Messenger RNA from Saitoella complicata NRRL Y-17804, 1121 nucleotides. RefSeq names its product ACYPI003934-like protein. Bases 70 to 861 code for a protein of 263 amino acids. The record is from RefSeq and is a predicted model, not a curated record. Gene Ontology annotation, biological process: phospholipid transport. The transcript has 2 exons. Gene Ontology annotation, molecular function: phosphatidylcholine intramembrane carrier activity; phosphatidylcholine binding; phosphatidylinositol transfer activity. Lineage: Eukaryota; Fungi; Ascomycota; Saitoellomycetes; Saitoellales; Saitoellaceae. Gene Ontology annotation, cellular component: cytoplasm.
CACCGAGAAAACACAAACAUCCAACUUCAACAGCAUACACCCCCAUUACCCCCUUAAAAGUCCAUCAAAAUGCUCAUCAAAGAAUUCCGCGUUCCAAUGCCCGUCUCCCUCGACGAGUACCAAGUAGCCCAACUCUACGCCGUCGCCGAAGCAUCCAAAUCCGAAACCGGGGGCGGAGAAGGCAUCGAAGUCCUCGCCAACGAGCCCUACGAGAAUGAUAGUGGGAAGGGACAAUAUACGAAGAAAGUCAUUCACCUGAAGAGUAAGAUUCCGAGUUGGUUUCGGGCUUUUUUGCCGGCGGGGGCGACGGAGGUGUAUGAGGAAGCUUGGAAUGCGUAUCCAUACUGCAGAACAGUCCUCACGAACGGCUACAUGAAGAAGAACUUCACCCUCGAAUGUAUCACAAUCCACGCACCAAACGACACCGGAACCCAAGAAAACAUCCACAACCUCUCCGCCAAAGAUCUUAAAAUCCGGGAAGUCAUCCCUGUCGAUAUCCUCACCGACACCGUCCCCGCCAAGGACUAUAAGCCAGAGGAAGACCCCGCCCUCUUCCACUCUACCAAAACCGGUCGUGGACCCCUGAAAGAGGGAUGGCAACAAACCGCCGACCCAGUCAUGUGCGCAUACAAGCUCUUCAAAAUCGAGUUUAAGUGGAUGGGACUCCAAACGAAGGUGGAGAGUUUCAUUGGAGGGACGUUGAAGGGGUUACAGAUCAAAUUCCAUAAACAGCUGUUUUGUUGGAUUGAUAAGUGGUAUGGGAUGACGAUGGAGGAGAUUAGGAAGAUGGAGGCGCUGACGAAGGCGGAUCUGGAUGCAAAGAGGGCCGCGGCUGCAGCGCCGGAGGUUACAGAAGCUUGAAGGGAUGGUGUGUGCAAGGACAGCUAUUGGCCUAUCCUCGGGGCGUUCAUUUUGCAGUGGCUUGCUGAGAGAAACCCGAUACAGAGUAGGAUCUUGAAGAUAAUUCUGAGCAAUACGUGUAGAGGAAGGACGUUACUUGGAGAACUAUAAAGAUGCCAGGGGCGUGAUACGAGAAAGAGCAAGGACCUCAUACAGGCUUUCCAUAAUGCAAUGAAUUCACAAUACAACUACACUUCUAUAAUGUGAAACAUGCUUAACCC